Messenger RNA from Talaromyces proteolyticus, 1520 nucleotides. RefSeq names its product glycoside hydrolase superfamily. Gene Ontology annotation, cellular component: extracellular region. The record is from RefSeq and is a predicted model, not a curated record. The coding region runs from base 1 to 1389 and encodes 462 amino acids. Gene Ontology annotation, molecular function: chitin binding; chitinase activity. Gene Ontology annotation, biological process: carbohydrate metabolic process; chitin catabolic process. Lineage: Eukaryota; Fungi; Ascomycota; Eurotiomycetes; Eurotiales; Trichocomaceae. The transcript is spliced from 3 exons.
AUGAAGUUGACAUCUGCUAUUACUAUUCUGGGUCUGAGUUUACUAGGAAACACGGCGACCGUUCCGCUGGGACAAAAGAGAUCUGGUGUAGCCGGUACCACUGCGAUCUCCAGUGCUGCAGUCUCUAGUUCUCCAGUCCCUCGUUCUCCAGUCCCUAGUUCUCCAGUCCCUAGUUCUGCGGUCCCCAGCAGAACGGUGUCCAGAGCUGUGGUUCCUACUGCCACCGCUUCUGGAUUCCGAAGUGUAGCUUAUUAUGCGGAUUGGGAUAUCUACAACACUUCCUAUUUCGUCACUAAUAUAACCGCCUCGACGCUUACUCAUCUUGUCUAUUGCUUUGCCGAUCUUGAUGCAAAUACUGGAUCAGUUAGUGUCUCUGACGCCUGGGCUGAUUUGCAGUAUCCUUAUCCUGGUGAUAAUCAAAGUGAUACUAGCUCUGUUGCUGGCAAUGUGAAGCAACUGUAUCUUCUCAAGCAGCAAAACCGUAAUCUUAAGACAAUAUUCUCUAUCGGUGGAUAUAGCUGGGCUUCAAAGUUUGAAAACUUCACCUUGACUGCUCAAGGAAGACAAACUUUUGCACAGUCUGCUCUUCUAUUGAUUCAGAAUCUUGGUUUUGAUGGUAUUGAUAUUGACUGGGAGUACCCCUCCGAUCCAGAACAUGCCCAGGCUAUGGUCUUGCUUCUUGAAGAACUCAGGACCACCCUGGACACCUACUCAGCUCAGUAUGCGCAUGGUACACAUCUUUUAUUAAGUGUUGCAGCCCCUGCUGGCCCCGCCAACUACGAGGCCUUGAAUAUUACAGGAAUGGACCAAUAUCUUGACAUGUGGAACAUCAUGGCGUAUGAUUACGCUGGCUCUUGGUCUAACUACACUGGCGAUCAUGCCAACGUGUAUCCGUCGCAGAGCAACAAUAACAGUACUCCAGGCCACACUGACGGUGCUAUCUCAUAUUACCUUAGUCAGGGUGUUGCUGCCAAGAAGAUAAACUUCGGUAUGCCUCUGUAUGGGCGAUCCUUUACGAACACAAGUGGACUCGGUCUGCCAUUUGGUGGUGUCGGUUCAAACGGGCAAGGGAUCAACUACAAUGUCCUGGGCGGGCCGAACGCAAACAUCACCGAGAUGGCCGAUGUGAUUGCCAGCUACAGCUACGAUUCCACCAAUGGCGGUACUUUGACCAGUUUCGACACUCCUAACAUUGCCUUACUGAAAGCCCAGUACAUGCUUGAAAAAGGUAUAGGAGGUGCCAUGUACUGGGAACUUAGCGGCGACAAGACCGGGCCUGAGAGCAUCAUUGCCACCGUUGCCAACAGUGUCGGCAAUCUUGAUCAGACUCUUAAUCUGUUGAGCUAUCCCCAAUCUAACUACACUAAUAUCAAGAACAAGAUGAACUAAUUUCCCUUGCUUCAACUGGUUAGGAGUGGAUUUUUUUCAUGAGAGGAGAGACUGUGUGGUUGCAAAAGUGAAACGAACUUAUCCCGGGCCUCAUGGGCGAAUUCUAGAUAAAACCAGCACGUAUUGUCUAG